AUGAACUCAGACAAGCAGCUUGCUAUUUUAUCGGUUUCCGAUAAAACGGGCAUCGUCGAAUUGGCGAGAGGUCUCAUAGAGGCUGGAUUGAAGCUCGUCGCUUCCGGAGGCACUGCAAAAAUUAUCCGUACGAAUGGAAUUCCUGUAAGUGACGUCGCCGAUGUUACAAAAUUCCCCGAGAUGCUUGGAGGUCGCGUCAAAACGCUUCACCCAGUGGUGCAUGGCGGCAUUCUUGCGAGAGACACCGAUGAAGACAGAAGCGAUUUAAAGGCGCACAACAUCGCAUUUGUAUCUGUCGUCGUGUGCAAUUUAUACCCAUUCCGCAACACCAUCAAACAUCCAAAGUGCACAGUCGCCGAAGCAAUCGAGAACGUUGACAUUGGUGGUGUAACUCUUCUCCGCGCAGCUGCCAAAAAUCACGAGCGUGUUACCGUCGUCUGCGACCCAAGAGACUACAAUUCUGUUCUAAGCGAGCUCAAGUCUGGCGGCACAUCGGCGAGCAGACGGCGAUUAUUGGCAUUAAAGGAUACACCAUGGAUUUGUGAGAUUUCGAGCAACUUCGCGACGCUCUACCAUUAA
Molecule: messenger RNA, 579 nt
Organism: Caenorhabditis bovis
Lineage: Eukaryota; Metazoa; Nematoda; Chromadorea; Rhabditida; Rhabditidae
Source: the annotation of a GenBank genome assembly